AUGGUGACCACACUCCACGGCCUGAAAUCGAGCAGCAUCACCGCUCUAUCCACCAAGAGGCAGCAGGAAACCCAGCGGAAUAUGCAGCAAGUGGAGAACGAGCCACACUCCGGUCGGCCAUCAACAUGCCGAAAUGACCAGGUCAAUGCCGAAGUGAACUCUGUCCUGAUGCGGGACCGUCGUGUGACUAUCCGAGAAAUUUCGGAAAAGCUGGGCAUCAGCAGUUUUUCUGCACAUUCAAUUAUCAGUGAAGAUUUGGCCAUGAAGAGAGUUGCAGCGAAAUUCGUGCUGAAGCUGCUCGCGGUGGAGCAAAAGCAACUCCAUGUUGAAAUCUCACAGGACAUGCUGGAUUCCAUAAACAAUGACCCCGACGUCGUGAACACCAUAAUCAUUGGUGGCGAGUCUUUGGCGCACAGAGAGCCGCCCACCGCGCUAGACGCAGAAAUCACAAUUCACGAGGUCCGCGCCGUGUUGCAAGAUAUCCCCACAACCUCGGCACCGGGAGCGGACCACAUCCGGUGCACGUCAGCACCGGACGUGCUACUAGAAAUAAAAGAGGAGGUGCUCCGUCCGCCACGGGAAGCCCGAAGCCAGGCUUUGCUCACACUCAACCGCAAGUCUGUGUUUCAUAAUGUGGAGCACGACCCCGUCCUCAACAACUUCGCCGAAUCGCGCUGUGACAUCCGGGACGUCCACAAGGCCUGCCAUCGUGCCCGAGACUCCAUGUCACGACUUAACCGGACAGCUGCGCUUCUGAUGCACAAGUACAAUGCUCAUGGUGCCACGGAUGUGCGGAGGGGGGGUCUCCUGGGUCAUGCACAACUCUUGGCGCGGGUGCAGAAGAAUGAUGUCUCCUUCGUUAUUCACAACCUGCCUGUGCUGGCCAAAAUGGCUGCUGUGGCAAAGGCAUGUGGCUCCACCUUCCAGCUGCUGCAGGGCUUCUGUCCCGAGACAUCUGAUGGCCUGCUGAUCUGCCACCCGAGAGAACAGGCAGCAGCCUACUGCAAGGACAUCGAGAAGCAGGAAGGCUAUCAGGCCUCGGUCAAUGGCAUCGUGGAGAAAUGCUGUCGGACAGCACGCAUCAUAGACAAGCCCCGUGUCAUUGAGGUUCCCUCCAAGGACAAAGAGGGUGAACUUUGGUAGCAACAGUGACGUACGUGCCCCGUCUGUGACCCUCUCACGCACCUGGUUAUUUAUGCCCAGUUCCUUCCGAAUGUCGGCCUGCAGUGGGUGUGCUUCUGUACAGCACUGUGGCCUCACUUCCAUUGCUGGGCAAACCCAGCAUUGACCUGAGCACUGAUGUGACAACUUCUGGAGUGCAGUGCGGCAAAGAAUGGUGUGUAGGAGCUCGUUUCUUGCAGCUGAUCUAUUUUAGGAGACUUGAAGCAACUUGCGAUCUUGCUUUCUUCAGAUACUGUGUCUUUCAUUGCAAUGGAGCUGCGCAUUUCUAAGGUUUACAAUGUGCCAACUUGGGGGGGGAGGGGUCGAACUAGCAGCCAAAAUGAAUGCUUACGUGGGCAGUUCUAAAAUACUUUUCUCCUAAUUUUCAAACACACUGCCAAAUCGAUCUGUAGCAUUUUCCCAACAGCAUUUUCCGGCACGUUCCCGACCCUACCCUUUCUUCUCGUUGCGAAACUAAUCGUUUUUGUUCACUUGAAUAUCACAAGUUCUUUACACACUGAAUCGCAAAACUUUGCUUUGGUGCAUUCAAAUAGAAUUUGCUUGUUGCUGGAAUCAAAUGGAAAGUUUUAAUUGAAUUGUACGGUUUUAGAAAAAAAAAGAGCUGUUGAUUUCAAACAUUCUACAACGUAGUUUGCGUCAUUUAAUAUAA
Dermacentor andersoni is the source of this 1831-nucleotide messenger RNA. RefSeq names its product inactive selenide, water dikinase-like protein. The record is from RefSeq and is a predicted model, not a curated record. Gene Ontology annotation, biological process: L-selenocysteine biosynthetic process. Gene Ontology annotation, cellular component: cytoplasm. Gene Ontology annotation, molecular function: selenide, water dikinase activity; ATP binding. Lineage: Eukaryota; Metazoa; Arthropoda; Arachnida; Ixodida; Ixodidae.